ACAUGAAACAGGAUAUUGGCAAAGUAUGUAUAUACCACUGCAUGAAUGAUAUCGUGUUGAACUACUUUCCAUUCAAGUGUGUUUGUACCUUUGGUAAACAUAAAUUUUAUUUUGCAAACUGGAAAAUCAAUGAAGCAUUAUACUGCCACACCUUUAGCUAUAUUGUCAUUAUAUUUCCUGUUUCAGCUUUCAAGCGGGUCUAUUUUGGUGUGAUAUUAUUGUACGAUAUAUAUAUUUGUUAAUAUGUAGAUUUUUACCUUUAUGCAGUGGAUUACUUGGGCAUUUUGAGACGUGUUUAAUUACCUACUUUACUUUAUGCUACUGGAUUUAUCUCUUUCACAGUAUAAGAAUGCUUGAAGCAGUUUUUAUAAUGAUUUUGGUUCCGGGCGUCAUAAGCUAUGGCAUUGGCCCCCCAUCCAGUGUAUGUGGAAACAUGAUGCCGGGACAUGGAAAAGUAGCUCAAUCAAGUAAACCGCCAUACAUUAUCAAGUUUCAGCCAGACAAGACAACCUACUCAGACAGUGAGGAGAUUCAAGUAACACUGGAAGGUAAAGAUAAUACGAAAUUCCGAGGAUUUAUGAUACAGGCACGGCCAGAUGCGAAUACCUACACAACAUAUGGUUCAAUGUCUAAAACACCAGAUAAUACAAAAAAUGAAUGCAUCAGUGAAGGAGCUGGUAAGAAUGUUGCCAUUACACACAGUGAUGGAUCUGAUAAAACUUCUAUAACAUUUACCUGGAGAGCUCCAGCAACUGAUGUUGGAAAUAUUACUUUUGUGUAUACUGUGGUGCAAGUAAAAGCAACAUUUUGGGUGAAAGCAGAAUCCAGUAUGUUAACCUACAAGCCAGGUGCAGGAACUGAGGCUAGUACAGCACCCAGCCAAACAACUAAAACUCAGACUGACUCCCAAACUGAUGUCCCAACUACACCACAACCCAACCAGAUUAUCAAGAAGGACAGUAGAUGUGGAAAGAGUGUUGGAUGUUACCAUGAUUGUGACAGCAGUGAUUCCUGUGGAUUUUUAUUGACCUGGAUGCAGAAUGGAGAUGAUAUAGAUUUUACCUUGACCUGUAAACAAGGUAGCAACAGUGUCUACUGUGCCAUUGGUUUGUCUAAGGAUAACAAAAUGGGAGAUGACAGUGUUUUUGAGUGUGUAUCAAGUGAUGGAACAGUGUCUGUGUUUGUAUCAUACAAUGAUGGAAGAAAUAAUUACAGACUUAAGAUGGAAAAAUUUGGUGUAAGUAAAAUUACAGCUGUACAUCAAGAUGGGAUCCUUAAAUGUACCUUUUCAAGGAAAAAGACAUUUGACCUUGCUUCAGCUGGACGUAAAAAGCGAGCAGUAGAUGCCACAACCUCAACAUUCUUUGAUAUGAAUGAUGACUUCAAUUUAUUGUAUGCUUAUGGAACUGCUAUAGGAGGCAACCUGAACAAACAUCAGAUGCAUCCCAAAGUGUCUUCACAGAAAGCAGACUUUCAGAGCUUUACUGACCUCAGUGCAUCGGCCAUUUCAAAACCACAAAUUAAACUGCAUGGAAUUUUGAUGAUGUUUGCAUGGUUGUUUUUUGCUAACUUUGGUAUAUUCAUGGCAAGAUUUUACAAGACAGUUUGGCCUGAAGGCAUGGAGUGGUGUGCACAGAAACGCUGGUUUAUACUUCACAGAUCCUUCAUGGUGACAGCUUUCUUACUGACAGUAGCAUCUUUCAUUGUUAUUUUUGUGCAUGUUGGAGGUUAUGCAAAGAUAGAAGGAAAUAACUUUGAGAAAUCACAUCCAAUCAUAGGAAUAGUGGUCAUGUGUUUAGCUACAAUAAAUCCCAUUAUGGCAUUAUUUCGACCGCAUCCAGGCACGCCAAAAAGACCAUACUUCAACUUUGCACACAUAAGUGUUGGUGUAACAGCUUAUGUCUGUGCAGUUGUCAACAUGUUCUCUGGUUUUGACCAGUCUGCAGCAGAUGUACCUUUUAGUGCCAAAAUAGUGGUAUGGAUAUAUCUUGGAUGGAUUGGUCUUAUUGAGUUAACAUCAUAUAUAUAUGACUGUCAAACAAGAAGAGUAAAUACUUCAAAUAAGAAGUCACAUGACAAAGUUGAUAUCCAAUCAGAUGAAGGCUCUAAAGGAGAAGCAUAUGAAAUGAAAUCUUCUGCAGCAGAUCAUGAAACAGUUCAUCAGAAUGUUUCAAGAUUCAAGAUUGGCAUACUAUGUAUACAUGCAGUAGUGCUGUUGUCCUUAGUGAUUGCUGGGGCAGUUAUUGUAGGUAUGGGAGAAACUGAGGACAAGGAUGAUAUGUAAAACAUCUACAUAAAACAUGUUAUCAAACCUAUCCUUUGAUAAAAUAUGUAUAGACAAUAGUAUGGUAAACAUGACUGUGUUAUUUCAGUGGGCUUCAGUAACAAAUUCUAAAUCUGCAUGUACCAUAUAUCAGUAACAUACACGGUGACAAAGGUCAUCGUAUACUUUUGGACGUGCUUUUGAGCUCAACCAUUGGAAGAAUAAGGAGGGUAUUGCACUCACCAAGGUGUGUUGUUUUGGAUUUCACUUAGCCAGACAAAAGUUAUGGCCCUUGACUUAGUAUCAAAUAUAAAGGGCAUGGAAUCAUGAGAUAUUUGUAGGGAGGACAUACUGAUUUAGGUUCUGUAUCUCUCCAUCUGUCUGUCUACAUGCUAAAAGUUUUUCUACGCAACUCCUCUACACAUCUCCUUUGACACCACUUGAAGGAUUUACACCAAACUUCACAAGAGUGAUCAUUGCCAAGCCUAGUUGUGCAUACUACUGGCAUUUUCUGGUACGAUGAUUCUCAGUUGAGUUAUGGCCCUUGAUUCAUCAAAUUUUAUGAUGUUUUGGCACUUCUCAUACAUAUUAUUGGGCUGAUUUCAACCAAACCUUACAGAUGUGAUCAUUGCUAAGCAACAUUGUGCAUAUUUUCUGGUUUGAUGAUUUUCAGGGAGUUAUGGCCCUUGAUUUGUCUUAAAUAUAUCUUGUCAGGGCAACUGCUCUGAUACCACCGGGAGGAAUUACAACUUGAAAAAUCAUGAAUGAGUAUAAACAAGAGCUGUCUGUAAGACAGCAUGCUUGACUUUUCUCAGUGCUUGUCUCUGAAUUAGAGCUUUGCUAUUAAAAACUUUAUAAAACUUAACCAAAAAAUUCUAAGUUAAGAAGGGACAUAACUCUGUCAAAAUUCAAACUUAGAGAUAUUGGGAUUGUUUCUCCUGGUGUAGACUUUGAUAGUAAAUAACUAUUUUAAGUUCAAGUGAAUAGCUUUGAUAGUAACUGUAAACAUAGAUAUUUGACUUCAUCAAAACUUUAACCAAAAAAUUCUAAGGGAAAAAGGGGCAUAACUCUGUCAAAAUUCAAAUCAGAGCUAUUGGAAUUGUUUCUCCUCGUGUAGACUUUGAUAGUAAAUAACUAUUUUAAGUUCAAGUGAAUAGCUUUGAUAGUAACAGAGAUAUUUGACUUUAUCAAAAACUUUAACCAAAUUCUAAGUUAAAAAUGGGCAUAACGCUGUCAAAAUUCAGGUUAGAGUUAUGGGGAUUGUUUCUCCUGGUGUACACUUUGAUAGUAAAUAACUAUUUUUUAAGUUUCAAGUCAAUAGCUUUGAUAGUAUCAGAGAUAUUUGACUUAUCAAAAUUUUUAACCAACACCGACACCGAGGCGAGUGCAAUAGCUCUACUUUUUCUUCGAAAAGUCGAGCUAAUAAGUAUGCGACCCUUUUUAGCUCACCAGAGCACGAAGUGCUCAAGGUGAGCUAUUGUGACCGAUCAUUGUCCGUCGGCAUGCGACGUGCAUCGCCCGUCAACAUUUGCCUUGUGAACACUCUAGAGGUCAUGUGGGGUCAGAAACUAGGCAAGUAGGCCAAAUCAAAGGAAAAGCUUUUGAACACUCUAGAGGCUACAGUUAUGACCCAUUAUUUAUGAAACUUGGUCAGAAUUUUUGUCUUGAUGAUCUCUAGGUCAAGUUCGAAAAGGCAGUCCCUCGUCAAACUGUACAGAAGUGUUUACAUUAAUGACAAAGAAUUGCACUGAGCAAGUGUUUGUGGCUGGAAGAGUACACAUGUGGGCUCCUGUCUCAUUGGUUGUUUUCAGUCAAACGUGAAAAACUCAUUAGAAAAAGUACCGAUGACAGCGUAAAUGUAGUCAGCCGGCCAUAUUUCUCCACCGCUUCUGCGACAAAUCCUCCACUGCCGCGGCAUUGGAACCACUGCUUCUGCGAAAGCUAUGGCCAGUGUGACAUAGGCAAUUAGUUUCAUUCAAGUUGUUAGCCCUCCAGAGGGCACAUUUUCUUCCUGAUGUUCCUAAAAUCUGAGCAGAAUAUUUGGACUUUUGAAAAAAAAGUUAUGAUAAUUUUGAAAGUUGGUCACUUGGGAUAAAAAAAAAUAGGCAACUACAUCAAAUUAUAGAUAAAUCUGUUAACUACUGCAGAAGCCUCAUUUUUCUACGAGAUUUACUUGAAUCCUGGUCAGUAUAUUUGUCCUUACACUAGGUCAGAUCAUACAAAAAAACCUUUUAUCCACCAUAAGACCAUGUUUUCUGCUUGACAUACAUGAAAAAAUGAAAUAUAGGUCUGUUUUAGUCAUCUAAGGUCAAAAUCUAGGUCUUCGGUAGCACAGGGAUCCGUCACAUGCUAUGAUAGGGGGGAAAAAUAUUUAUGAUAGAGGGGAAUUUUUUUUAAAUGUUUUUUUUAGAUGAAAUUCAAGAACUUAUAUGUAAAAAAAAUCACCCAUAAAAAACAUAGAGGCAAGGGGGAUAACAUGGUCAAUUUCAAUGUUGUCUGCUAUGUUCUUGUACCCCAUGCUAUCACGUCACAUAUUGGUAAUAGCCGACUCAUAACCACUGAACUACACGAGCAGAAGAUCACUCUAACAGAAAAUGUAUCAUUUUCCCACCUUAAAAUGUACCAUAAAGUCAUAAACUAUAAUUUUCUAUAUGCCCAUGGGCAUCUAAUUAAAUGAUCUUGAUGAAACCUUUAAUAUCAUAAUUUUUGUUAUAUAUAUAUUAUAGUUAAUGUUUGUCUUAAAAAGAUGUAAUCUAUGUUUAAAAUUGGGUCACCUUGGGCGGAAGAUAUGUCACAAGGUCAGAUCCUUUAAAAACAUUGUUAACACUCUAAAGACCACAUUUUCUACCUGAUCUACAUGUUACCUUGUCAGAAUGUUUGUUUUUGUAUUUAAUUGUCAAAACUGGGUUAUCUUCGACAAAAGAAGAUCACUAUCUAGAACAUCAUGGCAGCACUGUAUAAUAAUGGGACUUGAUCCUUUUUUACCUGAUUGAAAUGAAAGCUGGUUGGAUAUUCAAGUAAUGCUUAUAACUUUUGAAUCUCAUCUGGGUAGAAAAAUUACAUCUGAAAGUAAAAAUAGAAAGAAUUAUAAACACAUUAGAGGCCACAUUUUCAACCUGAUAUGUAUGAAAAAUGGUCUGAACUUUACUUUCUUAAGUCUACAUCAAAUAAAAAAAAUGUCUUUUGGGGUCCAAGUCAAGGGCACAAGGUCAAAUCAUAAGAAAAUCUAUCUAAUUCCAGAACAUAGAUGUACAUUAAAAAUGAUCUAUGGCAUUUCUGUAGACAUGUUCUUAACCAAACUUAAUUAUUCUGUAGCAUUGAAAGUAAAGGUCAUGUGAGCUAUUCCGAGGGCUUUUAACUUUCUUCAUCAGUUCUUUAAUAUUAGAGUUUCUAAUGUUGUUAAUAUUCUAUAAACUUUUUAUUUUUAUAUAUAUUUUAGAGUUUCUUUUUAGCUCACCUGUCACAUAGUGACAAGGUCAGCUUUUGUGAUCACCCUUUGUCCGUCGUCCGUUGUCAGUCCGGGUGUGCGUCCGUCCGUCAACAAUUUCUUGUCUGCACAAUAGUGGUUUCAUUUAUGAUUUUAUUUUAACCAAACUUGCACACAACUUGUAUCACCAUAAGAUCACGGUUCCUUUCUUGAACUGGCCAGAUCCCCUUAUGAGUUCCAGAGUUAUGGCCCCUGAAAGGACCAAAAUUAACUAUUUUGACCUUGUCUGCACAAUAGCAGCUUUAUUUAUGAUUUGAUUUGUACCAAACUGGCACACAACUUGUAUCACCGUAAGAUCUUGGUUCCUUUCUUGAACUGGCCAGAUUCCAUUAUGGGUUCUAGAGUUAUGGCCCCUGAAAGGGCCAAAAUUAGGUAUUUUGACCUUGUCUGCACAAUAGCAGCUUCAUUUAUGAUUUUAUUUUAACCAAACUUGCACACAACUUGUAUCACCAUAAGAUCUCGGUUCCUUUCUUGAACUGGCGAGAUUCCAUUAUGGGUUCCAGAGUGAUGGCCCCUGAAAGGGCCAGAAUUAGCUAUUUUAACCUUGUCUGCACAAUAUCAGCUUCAUUUAUGAUUUGAAUUAAAUCAAACUUGCACAAAACUUGUGUCACCAUAAGAUCUCGGUAUCUUUCUUGAACCGGCCAGAUCCCUUAAUGGGUUCCAGUGUUAUGGCCCCUGAAAGGGCCAAAAUUAGCUAUUUUGACCUUGUCUGCACAAUAGCAGGUUCAUUUAUGAUUUGAUUUUAACCAAACCUGCACACAACUUGUAUCCCCACAAGAUCUUGCAUCCUUUCUUCAACUGGCCAGAUUCCUUCAUAGGUUCCAGAGUUAUGGCCCCUUGAAGGUCCAAAAUUGGCUAUUUUGGCUAUUGCAGCCAUAUAGAGACUUCAUUUAUGGUUUUAUUUGAUACAAACUUCCAAAAUACCUUCAACAACAAUAAGUCUUGGAUUCCAUGACAAAUCAGAUCCAAUCAUAAGUUCCAGAGUUAUUUCAUAUCUGAUUACCUCCCCUGAUUGUAAUCAAAAUGGAUUUAUAUCAGUAAGUACUUACAGGACUUAUUUGAAAUUUCAUUAUUGUUUUUAGUUGGACUGAGACAAUCAGGGUACAUAACUUUGGACUGAUUUUAUGUCAAAUUACCUCCCUUUAUUUCAAAUUAAAAUUGUUAUAUCUCCAUGACAAAUGAAGAUACUGAUCUGAAAUUUCAUUUAUGUCAACAGAUUUAUUUUGCAGAUCCUUCUUUUGUCCACUUACAAUAUUUAUUUUUUUUAAUUACUUCCCUUUUACGUUACUGUAAAUAGCUUAUUUUUAGUAACUUUUUUUAUUAUUGGCCGUAGGGAAAUCACAAGACCAGUUUUCUGUGGUACAACAUGGAUGGUACCUCCAAUUUUUAGGUGUAUUUUAACAUAUCUAUACCUUGUAAGAUUUUUUUUUUCUUUUUGGUUAAAUUUCUUCCCUUUGUUGUUCCUUUCCUUUGGACUUAAAUAUUUUUUCUGAGGACCUUCUUGUCCUCAAGUGCAAUGAUAACAGGUGAGCGAUAUAGGGCCAUCAUGGCCCUCUUGUUUUUUAAACUGUAUACAAUAUGUACAUGUACUGGCUUUGUUCUUCUAAAUCUGCGAUUAAAUAGCUUCAUAUUAGGAGGCUUUACAAAUACA
Molecule: messenger RNA, 7401 nt
Organism: Mercenaria mercenaria
Lineage: Eukaryota; Metazoa; Mollusca; Bivalvia; Venerida; Veneridae
Product: putative ferric-chelate reductase 1
Exons: 17
Coding region: 350-2284 (644 amino acids)
Molecular function (GO): oxidoreductase activity, acting on metal ions
Source: RefSeq, a predicted model, not a curated record